Messenger RNA from Fraxinus pennsylvanica, 324 nucleotides. Lineage: Eukaryota; Viridiplantae; Streptophyta; Magnoliopsida; Lamiales; Oleaceae. The record is from the annotation of a GenBank genome assembly.
AUGAUUUUAGGAGGUGGUGGUGGAUACCAAGGAGAUCUAGGGGGACGCGGCGGCGGAGGCGGAGGUGGUGGUCGUGGUGGUGGAAGUGGCAGGGAAGGCGAUUGGCGAUGCCCUAAUCCAGGAGAGUUUAAUGACACUAUUAAUGGAUUCAAUGAUGAUGGCUGGUCGAUAUUGAACUGUGACGAUGCUCAAGGUAUUGCAGUUGCUGUUAAUUCAUCCAAGAACUUGAGCAGUGAUACAAAUACAGUUUUCUUCUUUGGAGGUAUUCUCCGGGUGAAGGCUUCUAUGCUACUCCAGAUGGAUAAACUCCAUGUUUUGUUCUAA